Molecule: messenger RNA, 3361 nt
Organism: Carassius auratus (goldfish)
Lineage: Eukaryota; Metazoa; Chordata; Actinopteri; Cypriniformes; Cyprinidae
Exons: 4
Coding region: 87-1106 (339 amino acids)
Source: RefSeq, a predicted model, not a curated record
CAAGAAAUAAAGUUGCUACAACUCUCAAUGCACCUUAACAGAUCUUAUGACUUGAUGAAACUGCUCUGACUUUUGGAUAGGGAAAGAUGGACCAUUUCUACAGACAUGAUGUUAUGGAUUUGCAGUCUAUGGAGCCAGUUUCUAAGUCUCUACAUGAAGGAAUUGUCUCGAUCUGUAACAUCUGCAAGUCCCUUAUGAAUGCACAAGUCGAUCCCACCACAGACACAUGCUCCAAUUACAAAGAAAUCAGGAGACAUAUCGAGGAUGCGGAGCAGAGCAUGAAAAAUACUGAGAAAAUGGUUCAAGACAAACUGGUACAUUUGGAUGAACGCAUGGAGCAACUUAUUAGAGAGAAGCAAAACGUUGAGCAGCAGAAGAAAGAAAAAAACAUGACCAUGGAAAAAUUGCACGAAGAGAAGAGGUCGGCUGAAGUUUCAUUAGAGUAUUCCAAAGAAGCUUUGUCACAGGCUGUCAAAAACCUAGAAUCAGCAAACUAUGCCCUAAGCGUACAACAAGACAGAGUGAAGACAGGUGAAGGACUGACAAUUGCAGGCGGGGUAUUGCUUGCAAUACCAAUUAUUGGAUGGAUUGCUGGUCCAAUAAUGAUUACCGAGGGACAGCGGGGAAUUGAAGAAGCUUCAAAUGCCUUGAGACAUGCUGAAAGCGAGAAACAAAACUGUGAGUCUCAGUUGUGGAACUGGGUUACAAAAGCUUUACAUUACGAGGGGAUAAUCUCGGAGACACAGGCCGAAAUUGAGCAGGCCAAUGAAGCACUGAAGAGGAUUGAGUGGAAGAUUGAAGAGGUUCAAGAGCAUCUGAAAGACACAGCUGAAAUUCAGCAAGUGGUCCGGAGAAGCGUCAACCUUCUGAGUGUUCUUAGUGGAAGAGUCACUGUCCUCGAGAAACAAACACAACGUUUCAUCCUCUGGCAGCCUGUUGUAAAGUCCAUGGAAGAUGUGAUGAAGGCAAUGGUAAAUAUUGCUGAGAAUCGGCUCCUCUAUAGCGAUGGUGUCCCAGGCCUUAUAAAUACUUUGAGGGAGAAUGUUAGAGGAUUACUGGCUUUAUGCAACUCGUCCAGUAAUUCAGAAAAUGACAGCUAUUACUGAUCAUUUCAAUGUAACUCACAUAGCAAAUGCUUGAAAGAAAAAAAGAAAACCACUUAAAUAACUCUGGAAUUUUUUUCUGAGUUAUCUCUAUAAUUAUAUCGUGUUCUUUCAGAAAUGAAUUUACAACAAAUUUACAAAGAUUUUAAUCACAAGGCAAAUUAGUUCAAAUCUUAUCCACUGCACAUUCAUUUCAACUACUUUCAUGAAUGGCUCCAUUUAAAUGGAUUAUAUGACACAUUGUUAACAUCUUAUUAAUUACUCAUAAUUAAUUUCAUAUAAUCAGUUUGCUGUUUGCUGUUUGCAUGUUUAUAGCUCAUAUAUAAAAAAAAAAUUAAGGUUAGUUUUUGAUGUCAGUUUCUGUUCCAAGGAUUUUGUUUUUUAGUUCCUGUAUUGUCAGUUCCCUUUGGUUAUUAGCAAAUCCACUGGAAGACAAGCCUGCAACCUUCAGCCCAAAAAGCUAAAUGGAGGAGAGGCUUCACUAUACUGUAUAAAACAUUUAAUGAAUCAACAGCCUGUUUUAUAAUAUUUAACACAUUUUAUGCUAAACAAUAUUUUAAUUGGAACUAUAUGUAGAUUUUACCUUCAUAAUUUCUUUUUUUUUUUUAUGAGAAGCCGAGUAGGGUACGUCAUGACUGUUAGGACUCAUUCAUGUCAUUACUACCAGCAAAUCUGUAACAUUACUAUUUAAUGAUGUGUAAUAUUGUGUUGUAUUAUCUAUAAAUAUAUAUUUUUUCCUUUGGUUUUCAGGUUUAACCAGAAAUUGGAUUUUAAUUGUAAUGACUGCCAUGUUUCUUAUAAUGAUAUAAUGCAUUUUAAUGAAUAACAUGAAUAAUUUAAAUUAUUGUAUUAUAUUUUAUGUUGUUUAAUGAAAAUAAUAUGAUCUUUCUAUGGUUUCCGAGUUUCAAUAAAUAAAUUUGUGACCAAUGCGUAUGGUGUAUGCCCAUUUUUUUUUUUUUUUUUUAUGAACAGAAUAAAACCUAAUCUUAAAUUGUGGCUUUAUGUGCACAUUCUAUAAUCAUCCUACUAGCAGAGAGAAAACAAUAAACAUAUAAUAUAACAUCAUAAGCCUGGCUUAAAGACACAACAUAACAGAUAGACAACGUUAUGAAUUUACCUCAAAAAGGAAUGUCUUACAUCAAUAAUUAAACUACAUACAGCAUCAACAUUCAAUAGUGUUGGUUAUUAAUGAUAGUGAGUGAAAGAGUGAAGAAUGUUAACAAAUUGAUAGCUUUCGGUCACGUGACCGGCUCGAAGACCUGGAGGGCAAAACAUCCACAGAACUGCAGAACUGUUUCACAGCCGCAAAUAUUUAGAUCACCUCUCAAAGGAAUAAAACAAAUGGUUGUGAACAAAAUGUAUGUUUUGGCCUUUUGCAAUCCAUAUUAAACAUCUGCACCAAUAUUUUAAUCAUUAAACAGUGCGAAAAACGUUGUAAAAAAAAAAAACCUUACAAGUGCCUUAAUAUAUUUAUAAGAUUACUAUAUUAAUGAUGCAUAGUUUAAACAGGCAAUGAGAUGAGACUGGAAUAUGAAUGCAAUCCGCUUAAAGGGGUCAUAUGAUGCUAUUUCAUUAUUUCAUUAUUCAUUUUUCAUUAUUUUCCCUUUCUCUUUGGAGUGUUACAAGCUCUUGGUGCAGAAGAGAUGUAAAGUUGCAAAGACUAAAGUCUCAAAUCCAAAGAUAUAUUCUUUGUAAAAGUUAAGAUUCAAACACGCCUUCCUAAAAUGGCUAGUUCUAACACACCCCCACAUGUCUAAGUCAUGAUGCCGGAAAAUUUGCAUAAUGCGCCAAACAGUGUUCAUUUUGUUAAAGAAGACAACAAUUAAAAAUAUUCGUAAAUGAACAUUUUUCUGUGACAAAGAUGUUGACUAGCUAAAACGAAAUAUAAGAAAUAUAUGCCGUGUCUUCGUUAACAAGAUGAGAGUGAACUAUAAUGUUAUUUGAUUUCUACCGGACAUGGAAAACAUAUCCUAUAGUCUACUUUCUUGUCCUUAAAAAUGUGCAUCCCUGUCAUUGGAUUGCAAUCGAAUAAGGAGCAUUUGCAUAUCUAGUCUCAGUAUGGCAGCUGUAAGAAGUAGAAGUAGCGAUCUUAAACAAUAGCCUUGGCACCCGAAAUGGUAGGGAUGAGGUGACCAGACGUCCCAGAGUCAAAAUUCGUUGUCGAUUAACUUCAAGUGGUUCACACGGGACGAUUUUAAAAUUGUCGGACGAUUUUCCAAACCUGAGAGACCCCACACACGGCGAUAAAAAAUCACGGG